Exaiptasia diaphana is the source of this 660-nucleotide messenger RNA. Its product is annotated as universal stress protein Slr1101. Bases 76 to 528 code for a protein of 150 amino acids. The transcript is spliced from 4 exons. Lineage: Eukaryota; Metazoa; Cnidaria; Anthozoa; Actiniaria; Aiptasiidae. The record is from RefSeq and is a predicted model, not a curated record.
ACAGACAAACCUUCGAAGCUGUGCGUGCAGUAUUUGGCGUAGUGGAAGUUGAAUUUUAUAUAACUCAAUACGAAAAUGGCUGAAGAAGAAGCAAAACGCAUAGUUUUACUACCUGUAGAUGAUAGUAAACAUGCAAUGGAUGCUUUUGACUGGUAUGUGAAAAACAUUCGCCAUGACAAUGAUAAGUUGGUAAUUGUACAUUGCCAUGAAAUUCAUCAUAGCGUCACUCCUCAUGCAAUGGACACACCAGAAUGGUCCAAUCAUGUAGGAGCUCAAGAGGAAAAAAUCAAGGCCCUUGAAAAAAAAUACAAAGACAAACUGGAAGCAACUCAUAUUGCAGCAGACAUCAAGGUCUUUGGAGGMAAGGCUGGGGAGGCAAUCUGUGAGGCAGCCAAGGUUGAAGGGGCCCAUAUGAUAGUGAUGGGGUCUAGAGGAUUAGGUGCUCUACGCCGUACUAUCUUAGGAAGUGUCAGUGACUAUGUUUUGCAUCAUGCUCAUAAACCAGUCAUCAUUAUUCCAAAGAAAUGAACAGUCCAUGUGAAGCCCAAUUUAACAGUACUGUAUUGACAUCCAUAGGGCUUAGAAAUCCUUUUKAUUCACCCCUGCUUUCUUUAUGCAUUGUAUUCUAGCAACUAAUAAAAUGUAUUUGAUGAAAUAAGA